Silurus meridionalis is the source of this 1622-nucleotide messenger RNA. RefSeq lists its product as uncharacterized. The coding region runs from base 218 to 1105 and encodes 295 amino acids. The record is from RefSeq and is a predicted model, not a curated record. NCBI's taxonomy places the organism in Eukaryota, Metazoa, Chordata, Actinopteri, Siluriformes, Siluridae. The transcript is spliced from 17 exons.
UCAUGCCCAAACAAUUCCACCUCCCAUCCAGUCCACCAGACCUCCACCCAAGUGGAAGCUGGUGUAUUUCCUCUAUUUAACCAAUGGAAGUGACGGAAUAAGCAGCAUAGACUCUGUAUCUGAAGCUGUCUUGCAGUGAGCAUUGGCCCUAUUGCACUUGUCUGAAGCUUCAGGGUGAACUCGUUGGAUUCAGUGCUCUGUACAAAAGAAAGGCAUCAUGGCUGCCAGAACCAUCUUCCUUAUCUUCUGUUAUUUUCUCUUUUUCAAAAACGAUGCUGCUUCUACACAAUCAACAGUUAUACCCAUUACAAAGGAUACAGGUGAAAAAGCUGCUGCUUCUACAUUAUCAACAGUUAUACCCAUUACAAAGGAUACAGGUGAAAAAGCUGCUGCUUCUACAUUAUCAACAGUUAUACCCAUUACAAAGGAUACAGGUGAAAAAGCUGCUGCUUCUACACAAUCAACUGUUAUCCACACUACAAAUAAUACAGGUGCCACUUCAAGAUCAACUGAUCAUGUUAACACAACAACAGAUGGUGUGAUAUCACUGAGCACAGCAGCUACACUGAUCAGUUCCACACAAAAUCCCUCCUUAAGCAAUGACACUCAAGGAAAUACUAAUUUAAAUGCUACAUCUGCUCCAAAUUACAACACAACAGUAAUUGAAAAAACUAAUUUAAAUGCUACAUCUGCUCCAAAUUACAACACAACAGUAAUUGGAAAUACUAAUUCAAAUGCUACAUCUGCUCCAAGUCACAACAAAACAGUAACUGAAAAUACUAAAUUAAAUGCUACAUCUGCUCCAAAUGGCAACAAAACAGGACCUGAAAAUACUGGCAACAAAGCAGACUCAGAACAGCAUGAAAGAGGCACUAAAGAUAAAGAAGCUGAUCAUAAAUGGGUCUGGAUUGUUUUGGGGUUAUCUGCAGUUGCAAUCAUAGUUGCUGGGGCGUACUGGAAGUGCUAUAAAGCCCAGAAUCAUCCAGUUGAGACCAUGGACCAUGGAACAGAGAAUGCUUCGUUCCAAAGGACGGAGAGUAACAAAGAUGGAGUCAUGCUUUUGGGAGUCAAAACAGGAGGGGAGGAGAAUGCUGCAGCAAAAUAAGCAGCCGAGAAAAGUGGCAUGAGGCAAAAACCAUUAGAAGACUGCACACUUCAGUGAUCUUCCUUUGGAAUUAAUUGUAAUGAAGUGACACUUUUUACAUUGAAUGUAAAGGUAUAGACUGUUUUGGCAAACUCAACAUUGAAAUAUGACUACUGCAGAGAUGAUAAGUUUACUGUAUAUGGGACUUUUUAAAUUUAGAAUUGGGUAAAAAACUUCUGUUGUUUUCUGUCCAUAAAAAAAAUUGUCAACAUGUCAAUGUUUGUAAUACAUAUACCGUAUUUUUCGGACUAUAAGCAUCUACUUUUUUCCCAUGUUUUGAACCUCGCGUCUUAAACAAUGAAGCGGCUUAUUUAUGGAUUUUUCCUGGGUUUUUCACGGAUUCACAAACUUAGACCAAUAAAAUUUCCAAACGGAAAUGAAAAAACGCACCUCACCUCACACACACGCCUCACUAUUCCAGCACGAUGAUGACAAAAGAUAAACUCCCCAGAGAAAUACAGUAGUUGUGAAAGGAAGG